Molecule: messenger RNA, 1224 nt
Organism: Exophiala bonariae
Lineage: Eukaryota; Fungi; Ascomycota; Eurotiomycetes; Chaetothyriales; Herpotrichiellaceae
Exons: 4
Coding region: 1-1224 (407 amino acids)
Biological process (GO): phospholipid biosynthetic process
Cellular component (GO): membrane
Molecular function (GO): phosphotransferase activity, for other substituted phosphate groups
Source: RefSeq, a predicted model, not a curated record
AUGGUCUACAUCAGGCAGCGAAAUCUCGAAAAGCUCCACGAGUAUAAAUAUGCGGGCGUGGACAAAUCGCUCUUGUCCAAGUAUGUGCUGAAGCCAUUCUACACAAAUGUUGUGAUCAAAUGCUUCCCCAUGUCAAUGGCACCUAAUAUGAUUACUUUGACAGGGUUCGGGUUCGUGAUUAUCAACAUAUUGACCAUGUUGUGGUAUAACCCAACCCUCGAUACUGAUUGUCCUCCAUGGGUCUAUCUGAGUUGGUCCAUUGGGCUAUUUCUCUACCAAACGUUCGAUGCAGUGGACGGCUCACAAGCCCGCCGAACUCACCAAAGUGGUCCUUUGGGUGAACUCUUCGACCAUGGCGUUGACGCAUGCAACACCAGCUUGGAAGUUCUCAUCUUUGCAGCUGCGAUGAAUCUUGGACAGUCCUGGAACACCGUCCUGACGCUCUUUGGUGCGGUCAUUACCUUCUACAUCCAAACAUGGGACGAGUAUCACACUCAUACAUUGACUCUUGGCGUCGUCUCCGGACCUGUGGAAGGAAUCAUAUCACUGGUCAUUGUCUACUUCGUCACUUUCCUCAAGGGAGGUGGUAGCUAUUGGCAACAGCCCAUGCUUCCCACUCUAGGAGUUCCCAAGAGUGACCUUAUCCCGAAUGCGAUCUACCAGAAGGCAUGGAACGAAUGGUUGAUGCUCUACGGUGGGCUCGUCUUGGUUUUCAACGUCGUCUCGAGCGCGCUUGGCGUCAUGAAAGUCCGCCGAGAAAGAGGUCAGGAUCCUUAUAAGCCACUCUUGGGCUUGCUUCCGCUUGUCAUAACCUGGACCUUGAUCCCUGCCUAUCUCGCUCUGAAUCCGGUCAUUCUCCACCACCAUCUCAUCCCGUUCGUCCUCUUUGCGGGUAUGGUGAAUGCUUACUCGGUCGGCCAAAUGAUUGUCGCUCAUCUGGUCAAAGCUAGAUUUCCCUAUCAGAAUGUCUUGGUUGUUCCCCUGGCAUUCGCAGUGGGAGACAGCCUGGGACCAAGACUUGGAUUGUGGCCGAGUGCGCUUGGUGACGACAUUUACCAAGUUGCAUUCAUAUUUCUUUGCUUGGGUCUUGCUCUCGGAGUCUACGGCAGCUUCGUUCACGAUGUCAUCACAACUAUCUGUGACUACCUAGACAUUUGGUGUCUCACCAUAAAGCACCCCUACGUGGAAGGCAAACAGGAUGGCGAAGUUAAGAAGUCAAAGUAA